Molecule: messenger RNA, 641 nt
Organism: Porites lobata
Lineage: Eukaryota; Metazoa; Cnidaria; Anthozoa; Scleractinia; Poritidae
Source: the annotation of a GenBank genome assembly
GUGACAACAAUAGUCUUCCACAUGAAAAUUUGAAGUAGAUCGCAAAAGUUCUAUUUGGUUAAAAAGAUUAACAGAUCACUACAAACCUCAAACGCAAGAUGACCUCGAUGGUAAUCCUGGCUUCUUGCGUGACACAACUUGAAGUGAAAAUAUCCAAAAUAGGAACGACAUACACUAUAUACGAGAUUACAGAUGUCAGUGAACCUGACAAAAUCUAUUGCUAUUGUAAGAACAAUGCUAAUACUUAUGCUACUCUACUGGAAACAGCAAACAUGCCUUCUCUGCACAACAGGAGAGUCCAGGACAUGUGUAUUCUUAUCUAUAAAGUCAUUUAUGGAAUAACACCUACUCCACUUCGUAAUCUACUGACGCUUAGAAGUAAAUCACGUAAUUUACGGGGCGAAUUGAUUCUUGUACAACCUAGAGUUAUCACCACCAAGUAUGGACUAAAAACCUUUAGGUACUACGGGCCAAAAAUCUGGAACUCUCUAAAUGAUGAACUCAGAACUUCUCCGACCCUUAAAAAAUUUGUAACACGCAUCAGAAAGAUCACCUUUGACGCAUGUAACUGCUCUUUAUGUAACUGUUAGAUUAUUGUUAAUAUUGUACCUUUUAGAAUCAUUAUCUGUAAAUAAUAUCGC